Molecule: messenger RNA, 3255 nt
Organism: Lacerta agilis (Sand lizard)
Lineage: Eukaryota; Metazoa; Chordata; Lepidosauria; Squamata; Lacertidae
Gene: SCYL2
Product: SCY1 like pseudokinase 2
Exons: 19
Coding region: 170-2944 (924 amino acids)
Biological process (GO): protein phosphorylation
Molecular function (GO): ATP binding; protein kinase activity
Source: RefSeq, a predicted model, not a curated record
AGAGAGAGAGAGAGAGAACUGUAUUCGAACCGGUCAGGUUAGGUUGUGCUGAGGUGGCCGUCAUGGCGUAGCAGAGCCGGGGGUCGCGGCACGGUCAACCACGCCCCGCGGUGGGGCAGCGCUUUCCCCCUUCAGGUUGAGGUAAAUGUACUAGUAUACAUUCAUAACAAUGGAGUCUAUGCUAAACAAAUUGAAGAGCACGGUUACAAAAGUGACUGCAGAUGUCACUAGUGCAGUCAUGGGAAAUCCAGUUACCAGGGAAUUUGAUGUUGGGCGACAUAUUGCUAGCGGUGGCAAUGGGCUUGCUUGGAAGAUUUUUAAUGGCACUAAAAAAUCAACAAAACAGGAAGUGGCAGUUUUUGUUUUUGAUAAAAAGCUGAUUGACAAAUAUCAGAAAUUUGAGAAGGAUCAAAUCAUUGAUUCCUUAAAACGUGGAGUUCAGCAGCUAACAAGGCUGCGACAUCCUCGGCUGCUGACUGUGCAGCAUCCAUUGGAAGAAUCCAGGGACUGUUUGGCAUUUUGUACGGAACCAGUUUGCGCAAGUUUGGCUAACAUACUUGGCAGCUGGGACAAUCUUCCCUCACCUUUACCACCUGACAUCAAAGAAUACAAACUUUUUGAUGUAGAAAUGAAAUAUGGCUUGCUUCAGGUUUCGGAAGGCUUGUCAUUUCUACAUAGCAGUGUGAAAAUGGUCCAUGGCAACCUUACUCCUGAAAAUAUAAUUCUGAAUAAAAGUGGAGCAUGGAAAAUUACUGGAUUUGACUUCAGCAUCUCAUCUUUAAAUCCAUCUGAGCAAGAGCCAAAGUUCUCUUGUAAAGAAUGGGACCCAAACUUACCAUCUUUGUGUCUUCCAAAUCCUGAGUAUUUGGCUCCUGAAUACAUCCUCUCAGUGAGCUGUGAGACUGCCAGUGACAUGUAUUCCCUGGGAGCAAUUAUGUAUGCUGUGUUUAAUAAUGGAAAACCUAUUUUUGAGGUCAACAAACAGGAUAUUUAUAAAAGUUUCAGCAGACAGCUGGAUCAGCUUAGUCGUUUGGGUGCCAAUAACCUUCAAGACAUUCCAGAAGAAGUCCGUGAGCAUGUAAAACUACUGUUAAACGUAGCUCCUGCAGUCAGACCAGAUGCAGACCAAAUGACUAAGAUACCAUUCUUUGAUGAUGUUGGGGCGAUGACACUACAGUACUUCGAUUCGUUAUUCCAAAGGGAUAAUCUUCAAAAGUCACAGUUUUUUAAAGGGCUGCCAAAAGUUCUACCAAAAUUGCCUAAGCGUGUUAUAGUGCAGAGGAUUUUGCCUGCCUUGACAUCCGAAUUUGUGAACCCAGACAUGGUACCUUUUGUUCUGCCUAAUGUUCUGCUCAUUGCAGAGGAAUGUUCCAAAGAAGAGUAUAUAAAGUUAAUUCUACCUGAUCUCAACCCUGUCUUUAAACAGCAGGAACCAAUUCAGGCUAGCAACAUGAUUCUGUUGAUAUUUCUUCAAAAAAUGGACUUGCUGCUAACCAAAACACCUCCCGAAGAAAUAAAGAACAGUGUUCUACCAAUGGUUUAUCGAGCAUUAGAAGCACCUUCGAUUCAGAUUCAGGAACUCUGCUUAAACAUAAUUCCUACGUUUGCCAACCUUAUAGACUAUCCAUCAAUGAAAAAUUCACUGAUACCAAGAAUUAAAAAUGCCUGUUUACAAACAUCAUCUCUUGCUGUACGUGUAAAUUCCUUAGUCUGUUUGGGAAAGAUUUUGGAAUACUUGGAUAAGUGGUUCGUUCUUGAUGAUAUUCUGCCUUUUUUGCAACAAAUUCCUUCCAAGGAACCCGCAGUCCUUAUGGGAAUUCUAGGUAUCUACAAAUGUACGUUUAGUCAUAAGAAACUGGGAAUUACAAAAGAGCAACUUGCAGGAAAGGUUCUGCCCCAUCUGAUUCCUCUCAGCAUUGAGAACAAUCUUAAUCUAAAUCAGUUUAAUUCCUUCAUUUCAGUCAUAAAAGAGAUGUUAUGUAAAUUGGAAACUGAGCAUAAGACCAAACUUGAACAGAUCCAUAUUAUGCAAGAACAGCAAAAAUCUUUCGAUAUAACUAAUCCAAUGAGCCCACCUGAAGAAACAAAAGCCAGUAAUACAGGCAAUCAGAUUGACAAGGUGUUUAGCAGCCUAGGAACAGAUAUUUUAACUAGUGGAGCUGAUUGUAAAGAGAAUGGAAUGUUGACAAAUAAGAGAAAGGGAUCGCUUACACUUGAAGAGAAGCAAAAGUUAGCAAAAGAACAAGAACAAGCACAAAAAUUGAAAAACCAACAGCCCCUUAAACCUCAGCCUCACACAGUUACUGCCCCGGUCAAACAGACCAAGGACUUGACUGACACUUUGAGAGAAGGCAUGGCAUCAUUGACCAGCCAGUCCAUCAACAAACCUAAAGUUCCCUCUUCGAAUAGCUUUUCUUCAGUGGGUAUUGGAAUGGGGUUUUCAUCCCCUGUUGAGAGCGCUAAGAGAAAUGGACUAAAUGCUAAUAUGGGAUUUCAGCCACCUGGAUUUGGGAUGGGAAUUGGUACUACAAGCCAGAAUUACUUCAGUACUGCUGGUGUCACAGGAAUGGCCAACAUGAAUAUGAUGCCAGCAGCAAACAUGGCACCUUAUAGUCCUAUGAACACUACAGCUGCAGUUUCACAACCAGCACAACAAAGCAGACCACCAGAUAUGUCACCUUUAGAUAGCCUAUUUAGGGCUCAAAAACCUAAAGUUAGUAUGAAUCAGUUGUCGCAACAAAAAACAAACCCAUGGCUUAACCAGUUUGCACCUCCUCAGGGUACCAACAGUACUGCUUUAGGAACGCAGAUGAAUGCGAUGGGACAAUCUGGCUUUGGCUUGCAGGGAAAUCCUUUCUUUAGUCCUCAAAACUUCACACAACCAACAAACAGCAUGACAAGCAGCAGCUCAGCUAGUAAUGACUUAAAAGACCUCUUUGGGUAAUAGCGCUGAUUGUGAAUGAGUUAAUGUAUGGUAAAAACCUGAUUUGAAGAAACAUCAUCUAGCAAAAUGGAGAAGAGAAAAACUAUUUCCAGGAUGCGAUUUAGUAAUACACAUUCAUUUGCCUAUGCAUUUAAUUUUCUUAGGCACAAAGUGAUCUCUCUUGCCCCUAAUUUCAAAGUUUUGAGGUCAGGUUGUGUCAAUCCAGGUGCCCAGAGUUAGAAAAAAAUUAAAACUACAUACCUCACAACUUCAGAAAUGUGUCUUCUGACCACCAUGUAAUUUUACAAAUAAACAUCUUAACCAAUAAAAAA